AUGGAUACUUGCACAUUAGAAACCUGCCCCAUAACGGAGAGUAUCUACCAGUAUCAGCCAUCUCUUGCUGGCAAUGCUGCGCUUCUCGCCAUCUUUGCCGCUUCCGGCAUAGUCCACUGCCUACAGUACUUCUUCUUCCGAAAUAGCUCUUACUCCAUCCCUAUGAUCCUGGGAUGCCUGACAGAAGUUAUCGGUUAUGUCGGCCGUGUCCUCCUCGCCGAUGACCCAUUCAGCCAAAAUGGUUUCCUCAUCCAGAUCUGCUGCCUCACGCUCGCCCCUGCUUUCUUCUCCGCCUCGAUUUAUUUCUGUCUCGCAGAUAUUGUUCGUCUCUUUGGCGAAGAAGCCUCAUGGAUUAAGGCAAACCAAUACGCCUGGAUCUUCAUCCCGUGUGAUAUCGUCAGCUUGAUUCUUCAGGGUACUGGUGGUGGUUUGGCCUCCGUUGCUGCUGAUAAGAACACCGACCAAGCCCCAGGAACAAACACUAUGAUUGCCGGGCUGGCCUUCCAGGUCAUCACCCUCGUUGUCUUCAUGUUCCUUACUGUUGGCUUCAUUGUCCGCACCAUGAAGGCCCGAUCUUUGCAGGAGAAGGAAAUGGGUGCCCGGCCAAAACUUCCAAUCAGCCGCGAUCGAUUGGUCACUUUCGCCGUUCCAUUCACUGUCGCCAUCAUCACCAUCUUCACUCGAUGUGUCUACCGUGUUGCUGAGCUGAGUGAAGGCUGGGAGGGAGAUCUGAUCCACGAUGAGGUUACCUUUGUUAUCCUUGAGGGAGUGAUGAUCGCUAUUGCUGUUAUCUGCCUGAACAUCUCCCACCCAAAGCUCCUCAACCAGAAAUAA
Messenger RNA from Microsporum canis CBS 113480, 834 nucleotides. Its product is annotated as sphingoid long-chain base transporter RSB1. NCBI's taxonomy places the organism in Eukaryota, Fungi, Ascomycota, Eurotiomycetes, Onygenales, Arthrodermataceae. The coding region runs from base 1 to 834 and encodes 277 amino acids. The transcript has 2 exons. The record is from RefSeq and is a predicted model, not a curated record. Gene Ontology annotation, cellular component: fungal-type vacuole; plasma membrane.